This is a messenger RNA of Protopolystoma xenopodis, 297 nucleotides long. Lineage: Eukaryota; Metazoa; Platyhelminthes; Monogenea; Polystomatidea; Polystomatidae. The record is from the annotation of a GenBank genome assembly.
AUGAAAGCUCAUAAUUUGGCCAGAGGUGCUCAAAAUGUUGCAACAGAGACAAGACAAAAUGGAAGAGUUGGGCCUUGCCUGCAGUCAAGUGCACCCAAUCGUUGGAAUUAUAGUUUGUCCAUUCCCAUACAAGCGACCUUCCGUCUCGUUGGUACCGUGUUUGGUUCGAUGGGAGCCUCGGGUCUCAUAAGCAACAAACUGUGCCCAUCUGCUCCAUCGAGUCCUGAAGCAUCGGGGAACACGGAGUGCCUCUACUCAACCAAGUUGGGCUGGAACAGAGCCAUAGAGACGCACUGA